Molecule: messenger RNA, 1356 nt
Organism: Triticum turgidum subsp. durum (durum wheat)
Lineage: Eukaryota; Viridiplantae; Streptophyta; Magnoliopsida; Poales; Poaceae
Source: the annotation of a GenBank genome assembly
AUGAAGGCUGGGCAACUGAGGAGGUAUGUUAAUGAACUGGAAUUUAUCCAUAUAGUAGAGAAAAUUGUUGAAAAAGUUUGUAAAAGAGUGUUAGGCAGAGGGGUCGCCAUCAUGCAAAGGCAUAGCAAACUAUGUGUCUCCACAUCCACCUGCAUGUUCGGGCUCCAAGAUUGGGCAGACCUCCCGAAGGAUCUGUUGCAAUCAGUAUUCUCUCGCUUAGGCUCGAUCCUUGACCUUCUCGCCUUUGUUGCAACCUGCCGUUCUUGGCGGGUUGCAUUAACUUCAUACUCAUCCAAAUCCACCUUAUGCACUUUAUUCCCGCCUCUCCUCAUCCAACCCAACAUUCGUGUCCAUGUUCCUCAUCCUCCAUGUAACAAUGGUCAUCGCCACUUACAGGCAUAUAAAGUUAUCGAUCCAGCCAAGCAAAGUGCCACCGGCCUUCACUGCCAUAUUGAUGAAGAAAUUUUGCAGACGAUGCGUUGUGCUGGCCCUUCAUAUGGUCAACUCAUCUUCUACAACCGUGGACAUUGCGUUGUUGUUGAUCCUUUUAGAGGCACCAAGGUUUCACCUCCACGUCUCCCAUUGUGUGAUGCCUAUAGGAAGCUCAACUGGUCUGAUAUUCCAUUCAAUCAAAAAAUCAUGGAGCUCCAACAACUAGUUACAGAGUCUUACUGCAGCGCCAUUCUAACAGCUCCCCUUGCAUCACCAAACUCGCAUAUGCUUGUUAGCACCGGCCUCUCCUUAUUUAGUUGGCCGGUUGGAAGUGAUACUUGGUCUGAACUCCAGUAUUCUGGUGUACAAAUAAUUCAGAUUGUGGAAUUCAACGGCCAAUUCAUUGCCAUGGACCUUCGUCAACAGAUAUACACUUUGGAGGUGGCCCCCAAGCUUAGACUGCAGGAGAUAACCACUAACCACCCCCCUGACUUGACCAAGAGUUCCCAAGACCCGUCUAAAACAUCAUGGCUAGUGGUCUGCGGUGACAUGCUUCUGAUGUUGGUCCAUUCUUGCACGAGUAUUCACUACAAUGCCAGUGUGCCAUUUGUACGCACGGUCCAUUACCUUGACAUGUCAACCAAGCCUGCAAAAUGGGUGGAUAUGGAAAAGCUGGACAAUUGGGCCAUCUUCACGGGGAGUGAUAUCAGGAGUACAUCAUUUUCUUGCAUGAACCCAGAACAUUGGGGAGGAAGGAGCAAAUGUCUAUAUGUUGCUCGUUCCCCUAAACCUUGGAGUGAAUAUGGGUUAGGCAAUGAGCCAGAUCCAUCUGUUGAUCCUGUUCAUCAGCACUUCAGGAUCUGGUGCCACCUGAUGCAACCCCUUUGGGUGUACCCGAGCAUGCUCUAUUCGGGUGGCCCUUGA